UCCGUGCUAAAUCCUGUCUUUUUAGUAGUUUACACCAGAUGCAAAUAUAUCUUUUCAAAUUUUGAUUUGUAUCUACUACAUAUGUAGAUGAAUAUGUUCAUUUUGGUUGGUUUCUUUUUCGAUAGUCUUUCACAUGCAAUGAAAACUGUAGUUGACAGAGUAACUAAAUGAAAGAUGUUGUAGUAAUUCUAUUGGGGUUUAAAGGUGUAAAAAUAAGGUAUAAAUAUCAAAUAAUACUUGAUGUUAAAUUAUGUUCCUGUCUUUUCCAUUUCAGAAGUAAACAAGGAAAAUAGCACAGAUGCAUCACCAGCACGUUACUUGAUGAAGAUUGAAUCAUUUUCCUCCCUCUCAGAAAAUGGUUUUCUCAAAUAUGAAUCAAAUGAGUUUGAGUCUUGUGGCUACAAAUGGAAAAUGAUCAUUCAUCCUGUUGGAGAUGGAGAAGGCCAUAUAUCUUUAUACUUGGCCAUUGUUGGGACAAGCUCCUUACAUGCUGAUUGGGAGGAAUGGAGCGGCGUUUUCGCAAUAUCAAGACUGAAUGGGGUUACUUGA
Messenger RNA from Capsicum annuum, 549 nucleotides. RefSeq names its product ubiquitin C-terminal hydrolase 12. The coding region runs from base 241 to 549 and encodes 102 amino acids. The transcript has 3 exons. Gene Ontology annotation, molecular function: protein binding. The record is from RefSeq and is a predicted model, not a curated record. Lineage: Eukaryota; Viridiplantae; Streptophyta; Magnoliopsida; Solanales; Solanaceae.